Molecule: messenger RNA, 903 nt
Organism: Wallemia mellicola CBS 633.66
Lineage: Eukaryota; Fungi; Basidiomycota; Wallemiomycetes; Wallemiales; Wallemiaceae
Exons: 2
Coding region: 28-822 (264 amino acids)
Source: RefSeq, a predicted model, not a curated record
GAAAAACGGAACCUCAAAAAUACAUGAAUGAGAGGAUCUAGGAGUGUACAUUAUAAGAGAGAUAUUUGGUAUGGUGAUGGGAAUGGUAGUAAGGUUGUCGUUUCACCCGGUGGACCAACUGUCGACUACACAGAACAGAGCGAGUCGCCAACCCCAACAGGUUCACGUACAGUUAUAAAUUCUGUUGACACUUCAGAGGAUUAUAAUAUUCAAGCUAAUGGAACUGGCUCGACACCUAGCGACAGUAGCUCAAGUUCUGGAAAAAGCACUCCUAGUAGUAGUUUAGGACCACAUAAAGCAUCAUCUUCUGAUUCGUCUAACCUCUCAGCUGGUCCUAUAGUCGGUAUAGUCGUUGGUGUUAUAGCUUUCUUCGUCUUCCUUUUCCUCUGUUUUGGUAAAUACAGGCGGAGAAUGAACAGACAGAAAACAAUGUCAUUCGCUAAAGCACAAGGAAUGGCACGGUCACAGCCUCAUUACGCUCCAGGUGCGCCUAUAGAUGAUGGAUCAUUCAGACCGACAACAUUCCAAAUGAAGAAUACAAACGGUGCUAUGACUGUAAAAUCUCAGCAUUCAAAAUCUGGCUCAGAUACCACAAAUUUAUUCAGAAAAGGUUCUACAGCUUCCUCCCUCGUGCCUUCAGAUGUCAACAGUCUAGCUGCUGCACCAUGGUUUAGAAGUUCAGGAGCUACAACUGAAGAAAGCCAUAGUGAUGUUUUAUUGGGAAUGUCUAGAUCAGAUUCUGAUCGAUCGAGGUAUAAAAAAGGACGUAACUCGUUUGGGUCUCCUUUAGAUAUGCUUGUCAGGGGAAUUGGCAAGUCUUAAUUUUUUUCUUUCUCUCUCAAGUCUCCAUCCAAUGCGUAUAAUAUAUUUUAGAAGAAUGUAUACCCCUUAAUUAGAAAUGAU